AUUCGACCUAUAUUCGUUCACUCACUGAACUUUCUCUUUCUAGACUCUUUCUCUCACACUUUGUUCUCUCUUAGAUAACGUUGUCUCUCUAAAGUGAUCCAUACCAGCUUUUGAGCUAUGGAAGACAAUACAUGGGGAUGUUCUUCAAGUGAAGAUGGUGACGAUGAGGUCUAUAUCCAAAAUGCAAGUGAUGAAGAGGUGCUCGGCUUUUCAUCUGGUUCUGUACCUAAGUUGCAGUUCAGGAACGUGAAAUCCAAAAGCAUUUGGAAUGAAGAAAUGGGAAUGGGAGAAGUCAUUGAGAAAAAUGGCAAAAUGUGGAUAACAACUGGAAUAGUUCGUAGUGGCAAGAUUUAUUCUUCAAUUGAGGAGACUUUGUAUCUUAUGGAACUCGGAGCCUUACAGCUAUUAGAAAAUAGUGGUAGAAGCAUAUCUCUGGCAGAAAUGUAUGAAAAGGUUGCUGGCGGGAAGAGUGGAUGUUGUUGGGAGCUGUUUGAGGUUUACAGGCACCUCAAGUCUCUUGGUUACAUAAUUGUGCGGCAUGGUGUUCUUUGGAGUUUGAAGAGUAUUAAAAGUUCCCAUAGACCUACUGCUCUUGAAAUGGCAGAGGAAAGCAAAGAACUAAUAGACAUGGGCUCUGUCCAAAGAUUCUUUUCUGAGUUGCGAGUAAAUGAUUUGAGGCCAGAUUUUGAUGUUUAUCUUCCGAACAGCCGAUUUAGAAAGUCUUCCCCUGGUGAUCCAAGUUUUUUACUGUACUUAUCUAGGGGUCAUCCACCGUCUAGAACAGAGAUUGAAGUCCUUAAGAAGCAAUGUGGUGACAUUCCUUUGAAAAUCUGCCUGGUCACAGAGGGAAGGGUCAGUUUCUUUUCCUUUGACAAGGUGGAUCUUCCUGUUCUACCCUGAAGCUCUGGUACCGACGUUUCUACUCUGAGCUGGGGGCAAAGGAAACUAAGAGGUGUAACAAGAGAAUGGGUUUGUUGUAAAGUUAUAGCUUAUUAUGAUUAUGAUUCUGCAGUGAGAGCAUGCUAUUGUUCACCAUAGCAAGAAUCUAAGGCAUAGGCUUAGCCAUACACCUAUAUAUGCUUAUUGUUGUUCUCCUAAUUUAUAUAUAAAUGUUUCUGCAGUUUAGCAAAA
Messenger RNA from Vigna radiata var. radiata (mung bean), 1131 nucleotides. RefSeq lists its product as uncharacterized. Gene Ontology annotation, cellular component: tRNA-intron endonuclease complex. The transcript has 5 exons. Lineage: Eukaryota; Viridiplantae; Streptophyta; Magnoliopsida; Fabales; Fabaceae. Gene Ontology annotation, biological process: tRNA-type intron splice site recognition and cleavage. The record is from RefSeq and is a predicted model, not a curated record. The coding region runs from base 118 to 900 and encodes 260 amino acids.